AUGAACGAUGUUAAAGAACUCCAGUGGCUACAGCAAAUAGUGCCCUUAGCUUAUGAUGCGCUAAAGACUCUGGCUAACUUGUCAACUGCAGCAAAUACGCCAAAUACAAUACAAACAGCAAAUGAUUCGCCGCCCGGAAAAAGGAGACGAACUAUUAAGCGGACAGGUCAAACGGAUGAAGUCAGCAAUCGCCGGAUUUGGGUAAAGCAGGAGAAUCUUAGUCGCGAUGUUGAUGGACUGUUUGCCACCACUUUUCAUCAGCUUGAUGACUUUCGCAGCCGCACCGGAAUGACGCCGCAGGUCUUCGAUAUGCUCUUCAGUUUGGUGGGCGAGCAACUGAAUAAGAACUCCAUACGUCGGCCCAUUCUGCCCGAGUGUCGACUCUUUCUGACGCUAAUGUACUUAUCCAAUGCGGAGUCUAUCCUGGACUUAUCCAAGGCAUUCAAAAUGGGCAGCUCCACAGUGCGUGCCAUUAUCCAAGAGACGGUGGAAGUGCUUUGGAACACGCUGGCGCCCGCCUUUCUACCACAGCCCGCAGUCGACGAUUGGCAACGCAUUGUGGCAGGAUAUCAGGCGGAGUGGCAAGUGCCACAUUGCUUGGGCGCCGUGGAUGCCACACUGCUAGACAUAUCGUAUAAGAGUGAAAAUGAUAUUGUACUGCUGGCCAGCUGCGAUGCAGAUUUGAACUUUAUCAGUAUUGAUAUUGCUACACUAACGGAUCCCAUCAACAAUCAGCUCGAUUGGCAUCAGAAUUUCGGCUCACAGUUACUCAAUGGACGAUGGACGGAUCUUCUGCCGGCGAAGCCAUUGCCGAGCGGAGAGCCGCAUACCAGUUGUGUCUAUAGCUUCAUAGCAAAUACCAUGUUUCCAUGCGAGCAUUUAAUCACACCUUAUACAGACCAGCAGCUGGACGAAAAUCAGAUGAAUUUCAAUCGACUUCUGUCUCGUGCUCUUGCCGGCAGCAUCGAUAAAGCGUUCAGUGUGUUGAUGUCACGUUGGCGUGUCCUUGCGCAACCACUGCGUCAGAGUCCAAGCAAAGCGGAGAAAAUCGUCAAAGCCGCCGUCGUCUUGCAUAACUUUGUCAAGCUGCACGAUGAAAACUAUGCGCCAGCCAGCUAUUUGACAGAGUUGCCCCUGAUAUCCACAACACGUCAAGUGCCCAGUGCCUGGCUAUCCGGCGGACAACAGCCGACAGUUGACAAAAAUGCCAUAAUGGAAUUACGUGAACAUAUGAGCGGAAUUAUGGCCUGCAAACCGGAGUCGAACACAUUUGAAGCGCUCGUUGAUAGCGUUGAGUGGACUGACUAAAUUUAUAAAUUGUGAUCUCACAAUUUAUAAUUUGCUUUGUGUAUUAUCUUUUCACCAAACAAAACUGCAACAACAAUCAAACA
Molecule: messenger RNA, 1391 nt
Organism: Drosophila grimshawi
Lineage: Eukaryota; Metazoa; Arthropoda; Insecta; Diptera; Drosophilidae
Exons: 2
Coding region: 1-1308 (435 amino acids)
Source: RefSeq, a predicted model, not a curated record